Messenger RNA from Hyla sarda, 2780 nucleotides. It is a transcript of the gene GABPA, whose product is annotated as GA binding protein transcription factor subunit alpha. The transcript has 10 exons. The record is from RefSeq and is a predicted model, not a curated record. Lineage: Eukaryota; Metazoa; Chordata; Amphibia; Anura; Hylidae. The coding region runs from base 277 to 1641 and encodes 454 amino acids. Gene Ontology annotation, biological process: regulation of transcription by RNA polymerase II; cell differentiation. Gene Ontology annotation, cellular component: nucleus. Gene Ontology annotation, molecular function: DNA-binding transcription factor activity, RNA polymerase II-specific; sequence-specific DNA binding.
ACGCGAAAAUACACGCCCAGUCGUGGCUUUCCCGCUCAUGCCCUUCCCUCGCAGCAUUUUAAUGAGAUUGAGCGGAAGUGCGUCACUCGACUUCCGGUGGUGGCGAGCCAGUCCCUCGGCUUUUCCGCCCGGGCUGUGUUUUGUUUCCGUUGGCCGCUCUGCGUGUUGACGCCACAGUUCAUUUCCGUGCCUGGUGGUCGGAAAGCCGGGAAAAAAAAGCGAACGAAAGAAAAAAAAAAAAAAGGCGGGUUUGCGUCUAAAGAAAAAUAUUCAGCCAUGUCAAAGAGGGAGGCUGAGGAGCUGAUAGAGAUAGAAAUUGAUGGAUCAGAAAAGACAGAAUGCACAGAGGAAAGCAUCAUAGAACAGACCUAUACCACAGCAGAGUUUGUCAGCCAGUCCAUUGAUAUAAAUGAGCCAAUUGGAAAUCUUAAGAAGCUGCUAGAGCCCAGACUACAGUGUUCACUCGAUGCCCAUGAAAUUUGUUUACAAGACAUUCAGCUUGAUCCUGAAAGAAGUUUAUUUGACCAAGGAGUUAAAACCGAUGGAUCAGUACAACUCAGUGUGCAAGUUAUUUCUCAGCAAGGUCUCGAGCCAAAGCUAAACAUACUUGAGAUAGUAAAACCUGUAGAGACUGUGGAAGUGGUGAUCGACCCGGAUGCCCAUCAUGGAGCAGUGGAAGCCGAGCUUGUGGAAGAGGCCCAGGUGAUAACUCUAGACGACACAAAACACGUCACCAUCUCUGAUGAAACCUCAGAACAGGUGACCCGAUGGGCUGCAGCGUUAGAAGGUUACAGGAAGGAGCAGGAGCGCUUGGGCAUUCCAUACGAUCCCCUUCAGUGGUCCACAGAUCAAGUGCUACACUGGGUAUUCUGGGUGAUGAAGGAGUUUGGUAUGACAGAUAUCAAUGUGAAUGCCCUCAGCAUUCCUGGAAGAGAACUUUGUCAGAUCAGUCAAGAAGACUUCUUUCAGAGAGUCCCCAGAGGAGAGAUUUUAUGGAGUCAUCUAGAGCUGCUCAGGAAAUAUGUACUGGCGAGCCAAGAACAUGGAGGAGAAAUUGCAACAGUGACAAUCGAUCAGCCUGUUCAGAUUAUCCCAGGAUCGUUGGCAAAUUCAACUCCUACCACAACUAUAAAAGUUAUAAACACUCAAACCAAAGUAGCAAAAGUACAGCGGGCGCCUCGUAUAUCUGGAGAAGAUAGAAGUUCCCCUGGAAACAGGACGGGAAACAAUGGACAGAUCCAGCUCUGGCAGUUCCUCCUAGAACUUCUCACAGACAAAGAUGCCAGAGACUGUAUUUCUUGGGUGGGAGAUGAAGGAGAAUUCAAAUUAAACCAGCCGGAGCUUGUUGCUCAGAAAUGGGGACAACGUAAAAAUAAGCCCACCAUGAACUACGAAAAACUCAGUCGUGCACUUCGAUAUUACUACGAUGGGGAUAUGAUCUGUAAAGUUCAAGGCAAAAGGUUUGUCUACAAAUUUGUUUGCGACCUGAAGACUUUAAUCGGAUACAGCGCAGCCGAGCUGAGCCGCCUGGUGUCCGAAUGUGAGCAGAAGAAAAUGGCCAAGCUGCAGUUACAUGGUAUAGGACAGCCCGUCACAGCCGUAGCCCUCGCUACAGCAUCACUGCAGUCAGAAAAAGACUAAACCAGGCACUCGGAAUCUCCAGCCUGCACACACGGCCUUCUACCACCAUGCAAGUUCCUCGUCUCAUAGAGCCCCAAGCGCUUUUAUUUUCAGACUGUAUAGUGUUUGGCAUGAUUUUCUACAGAGGACUUUAAUAAAUCUGGAACUUGUUAUUUUUCGUAUUACAAGUUUCUUUGCAAGAGCCCUAAUGGAAGGGGAGCAUGAUAUAUUUUAUAUAUUUUGAAUAUGAACUGAUAAUUUACACUUUUUAGUAAGACUCCAAUUCAGUCCCUCAUGGAGGACAUAUUAUUAUUCAUCCAGAAUGUCACUUAGAAAUAACCUAAACUGUUCCAUGUGUUUGUUUUUUGUUUUUAUUUUUUGCUAUUUUUUUUAUAUAAAUCUGCUGAUCUUCAUCAAUGUUGAGGAUCUUUAAUUAUUGCAUUUUGUUCCUGCUUUAAUAACACUAUACAGUAUAAUUUUCUUAAUGUUUAGAGCUUUUAUGCAUAAACAUAUGAAUCUACUGGCCUUAUAACAAAAGAAAUACAGCCUACCCUAAUAUGUUGUCUACAGGAGACGGGGGCUUAUUCUUGUUUGAUUUAGCUUUAUUACAGAAUAUAAGGAAAUGGUAAUUUAAUGCAUUAUCUGUUUUUAUAUGAAGAGAGGUCCCCAGUGCAAGAUCCUCAACUAAGGCUGCUUCACACUAUAUCAUUUCUCUGUUUUAAAGACCCGUUAUAAUGUUCCUUUAAGGAAACCCUUUAAACCGGCCGUUACAAAAUCCGUCAAGUCUAUGGGACUUUGUGAUUAGCAGUUAUGACCCAUUAUGAAUAACGUACCGUAUAUACUCAAGUAUAAGCCGAGUUUUUCAGCACGAUUUUUCGUGCUGAAAACGCCCCCCGUAGGCUUAUACUCAAGUGAACUCUCCGCCUGUCAAUCCCUUCUCAGUGGUCUUCAACCUGUGGACCUCCAGAUGUUGCAAAACUACAAUUCCCAGCAUGCCUGGACAGCCAUCAGCUGUCCGGGCAUGCUGGGUCGGCUUAUACUCGAGUAUAUACAGUAAGUUAUUUUGUGACUUGAGAAAAAAAACUACAUGCUCCAACUUUCUCCAAAGUCACAAAAUAACAUCCGUUUUUCAUAACUGCAUUAACGGGUCAUAACGGCUA